This is a messenger RNA of Protobothrops mucrosquamatus (brown spotted pit viper), 3519 nucleotides long. It is a transcript of the gene BACE2, whose product is annotated as beta-secretase 2. Gene Ontology annotation, cellular component: membrane; trans-Golgi network; endosome. Gene Ontology annotation, biological process: amyloid-beta metabolic process; membrane protein ectodomain proteolysis. The record is from RefSeq and is a predicted model, not a curated record. The transcript is spliced from 9 exons. Gene Ontology annotation, molecular function: aspartic-type endopeptidase activity. Bases 139 to 1458 code for a protein of 439 amino acids. Lineage: Eukaryota; Metazoa; Chordata; Lepidosauria; Squamata; Viperidae.
GAGGGCAGCCUGGUUCCCACGCCCGUGUUGCCAAAGUCGCGGAGCAGCGGCGGAACCGACAGCCCGCCGGCGCUCCCAGAAGCCUCGGGCUUGGCCUUAGCGUCGGCUCCCGGCGUCGGCUCCCUCAACUUUCUGGCCAUGGUGGACAAUCUGCAGGGAGACUCGGGACGCGGCUACUAUCUCGAGCUGCUCCUCGGCACCCCGCCGCAGAAGCUAAAUAUUCUAGUUGACACGGGAAGCAGCAAUUUUGCAGUUUCAGGUGUACCAAAUACAGAUCUGACCUCAUACUUCGACACAGAAAAGUCAACCACAUAUAAAUCACUCAAUCUUGAGGUGGCUGUUAAAUAUACUCAGGGAAGUUGGAUUGGAAUUCUUGGAACAGAUGUUGUUAGAAUGCCUAAAGGAAUAAAUGGCACUUAUAUCAUCAACAUUGCUACCAUUUUUCAAUCUGAAAAUUUCUUUUUAAAAGGCGUUCAGUGGCAAGGGAUCCUUGGUUUGGCAUACAGUACAUUGGCUAAGCCUUCAAGUUCUGUGGAGACUUUUUUUGAUUCUAUUGUGAAUCAAGCCAAGAUCCCCGAUGUUUUUUCCCUGCAGAUGUGUGGAGCUAGUUUGCCUGUUUCUGGAACUGGUACUAAUGGAGGUAGUCUUGUACUGGGUGGAAUUGAACCAAGCUUAUACAAAGGAAAAAUUUGGUAUACACCUAUUAAGAGAGAGUGGUAUUAUCAAGUUGAAAUAUUGAAAUUUGAAGUUGGGGGCCAGAAUCUUAACUUGGACUGCAAAGAGUACAAUUCAGACAAAGCAAUUGUGGACAGUGGAACAACUCUCUUGCGGCUGCCAGAAAAGGUCUUUAAUGCUGUUGUGGAAGCCAUUACACAGACUUCUUUGAUACAAGAAUUCACAUCUGGGUUUUGGAGUGGCACACAGCUUGCCUGCUGGGAUAAAAGUGAAAAUCCUUGGACCCUCUUUCCUAAGAUCUCGAUCUACCUAAGAGAUGUUAAUUCCAGCCAGUCCUUUCGAAUCACUAUCCUUCCACAGCUUUACAUUCAGCCGAUUCUAGGGAUUGGGCAAAAUCUAGCCUGCUAUCGGUUUGGUAUCUCCUCUUCCUCCAGUGCCUUGGUUAUUGGGGCUACAGUGAUGGAAGGAUUCAAUGUCAUCUUUGAUAGAGCCCAAAAGAGAGUGGGCUUUGCAUUAAGUACUUGUGCUGAAUUGCAUGGUUCUCCAGUAUCUGAGAUUGAAGGCCCUUUCACUACCACAGAUGUAGCAGCCACUUGCAUAUCAACUAUAUCCCUCCACGAACCAAUCUUGUGGAUUGUGUCUUACGCACUUAUGAGUUUCUGUGGACUUGUACUUCUCAUACUCAUCAUCUUGCUCCUUAUUCCACCACGGUGUCGUCAUCGUUAUGCUGACGGCGAUACCGUAAACGAUGAAUCGUCCUUAGUACGGCAUAGAUGGAAAUGAAGAAUUUGAUCAACUCGUGAAGAAUCCUUAUGUAUUCUGAUAGGGAAUGAAGAAUGACUAUCCAUUUUCCUCACCCUGAGGUUCUUCAGAUGGGUUAGGACUACAGCCUGUGCUUCUAAAUCAGCAUGGUUAUAUGAGCUGAGAAUUACAGGAGGUGUAGUUGAACAGACUUGCAGGCACAAAGUUAGGGUAUUUUAGCCAAAGGUGAAAAUCCAGGCUUCACUCUGUAGGAAUACUAUGGCCAAUCACCAAAUCAUCUCCAAUUCUCCUUUAACAUAAAUUUAAUACUUUAACAAUGAAUUAUUUUUAGCUAUGUUAAUAUAUAGCCAUUUCAAAUGCUACUCUAUUAUUUGCUUGAUAUACAAUCACACCAAUUAGCAUACUUUUUAAAAAAAAACAAAACCUAAAACUUUAGUUUAUAGUUCCAAAAAGGUUGUUAUCUCCACAAAACAAAAACCUACAAAACAUUAUUUUGAUAAGCCAUUCAUCAAACUUGCCAUAAAGAACAGAAAUAUUUCUUGGUCUUUGUUUCAUUAUUUUUUUCAUUAAAAAUAUCUGUUCCUUGAUGAAUCAUGACUUCAUCAGUAGCUGGCAGAAAGAGAGAUUGAUAAUUAAAAGGAGGAAAAUAAGGCAGAUUUUUUUUUUAAAGAUUAGGGUUUUUUCCCCUCUUUGGAAAAUUAUCUGUUUCUUUUUAUGAUUUAAAGGUGAAACAGAGGAAAACCCAUUGUGUAACUUUAGUAUGGAACAAGACUGCCUCUCUUCAGAGAUUCAGUUCAUCAGUAUGAUAUAGGUAGACCUGCUUGAUAUAGCUGCAGGUCACUUUCAAUCCGCAUUCAGCACAACUGGAACAUCCCUUUGAAGCUUCUCUCCCUCUCCUUCCCACACACACAUUCCCAGUUCAUGACAUUUUAACAUUUACAACUUUACCACCCACAUCAGUGUCCUGGUUUUCUGAAUUCAUGCAUAAAUGAUCUUUGAAAGGGUUCUUUGAGCCUUUGUGCACAUAUCCUGCAGAAAUAGCAUAGAUAUAAAGCAAAGUCUCUCCCUCUCUCCAUCCCUCCCUCUCUCUCUCCAUUUAUCAAGACUCUAAUGACUAGAAAUCAAAUUUGUAACAAAUACAAUUGAAGGGGAAUUUCUUCAGUUAAAUGACUCACUCAACUGUGACCUGGCUGAGAAAGGUGAAGGCCCAUAAAUGGUCAAACAUUUAAUUACUUUACUUAACAAUGACAACUUUUAUUGAUCACCAUUUCAGCACGUAGCAAACACAAUGCUAGCAGGAACUUAUUCACUUAUUCACAUAUUUUUGUCUAUGCUAACUCUCCUUCAACUUUGCUUAUGCACUUGUGCCAAAGGCCUUCACGAUAUAUGAACAUGCAUUUAAAACAAUACUCAUAAAUAUGAUUCUUAACUAAAAAAAAAAAACCUGUAAUACUAAAAAAACUUACUGUGGUUAGUGUUAUUGUUACAUAUUUUGUAAUUUUGUAAAAUUAUAUUAAAUUGCAGAGUCUGAUCACAGGGUAAGGAGUAAGCCAUUAUCUCCAUGAGGUACACAAAAUCUUUACAUACUAGUUAUGCUGAUGUUGAAAGAAAAAUUAAUGCACUGGCAAAUGUAUUACUCUCAGAUUACUUUUGAACUUUUGCAGUCCUUUUAUUGGUGCCAUAUUCACUCUGUUUUGGAAUACCAUUUUGGGAUUUGAAUAGCAUAAAUGCAUAUACUUGAAAAAAUAAGCAAUAAUUGAUUCGUUAAGGAAGAGAGACCUCUGUGUGAGUUUUUAAAAAGCUUUAAAAAGCUUUGUUGCUGAAAUACGGCUAACAAAGUUUGUACUUUCUGACAUUUGCUUGCAUUGUUGUUCCAACACACCCAUCUAAACUGAGAAGAAGGAUGGCAGCUUGGUGAGUGUCACAAGAGAUGCUGGGCAAUAGUGGGCCAAGGACCAUUUUUAACCUCAAAACACACUGUGCAAGUGUAGCAUGGAAGUUGAAAGGUUAUGAGGUCUCAAAACAUUUCAAUUGACAUUUUCUCUAUCAUAAAGGUUAUUUAUACCUGUAAUUAAAUUGAAA